AGGGCGGCGGCCGGGGGCGCGGCGGGCUGUGGGCGUGGCGAGCGCGCGCCGCCUUCCUGCUGUGGCGCCCCCUCCGGGGCCGAGCGCGAGUGCGCGCCGGGAGCGAGUGCGCGCGCGCGGCCGCCGGUCUGCCGCCUCGUCCUCGCCCCGCAGCCGCGGCCGCCUCGGCCCCUCCCCGCCCCGCGAGCUGCGCACCGCCCGCCGCCCGCCCCAGUGACUCGCGCCCGCGCCCUUGUCCACCGACCCCGCGGCGGGCUCCAGGCGCCGGCAGCAUGAGCGGCGGCGGCGACGUGGUGUGCACCGGCUGGCUGAGGAAAUCGCCCCCCGAGAAGAAGUUGAGGCGCUAUGCCUGGAAGAAACGCUGGUUUAUCCUGCGGAGUGGCCGGAUGAGCGGUGACCCCGACGUCCUGGAAUACUACAAGAAUGACCACUCCAAGAAGCCCCUGCGGAUCAUCAACCUCAACUUCUGUGAGCAGGUGGAUGCAGGCCUGACCUUCAACAAGAAGGAGCUGCAGGAUAGCUUUGUGUUUGACAUCAAGACCAGCGAGCGCACCUUUUACCUGGUGGCUGAGACCGAGGAGGACAUGAACAAAUGGGUCCAGAGCAUCUGUCAGAUCUGCGGCUUCAGUCAGGCUGAGGAGAGCGCAGAGUCCUUUCUCCUUUUCACAGAUUCGCUGAGAAACAUUUCCUCAGCCAGUCACGGCGCCCGCUCCUCUCCAGCCGAGCUCAGCAGCUCCAAUCAGCACCUUCUCCGAGAACGAAAAUCCUCAGCCCCGUCCCACUCCAGCCAGCCGACCUUGUUCACCUUCGAGCCCCCCAUGUCCAACCACAUGCAGCCCACCUUGUCCACCAGUGCACCCCAAGAGUAUCUCUACCUGCACCAGUGCCUAAGCCGGAGAGUGGAGAACACCAGGAGUGCCAGCUUCUCUCAGGGCACCAGGGCCUCCUUCCUCAUGAGGAGUGACACAGCUGUACAGAAACUUGCCCAGGGCAACGGACACUGUGUCAACGGGGUCAGCGGUCAAGUCCACGGCUUCUAUAGCCUCCCCAAGCCGAGCCGGCACAACGCAGAAUUCAGAGACAGUGCCUACGACCUGCCCCGGAGCCUGGCCGCCCAUGGCCACACCAAGGGCAGCCUCACAGGCUCCGAGACGGAUAACGAGGACGUGUACACCUUCAAGACGCCCAGCAACGCCCUGUGCCGGGAGUUCGGGGACCUCCUGGUGGACAAUAUGGAGGUGCCGGCCACCCCCCACUCAGCCUACCAGAUCCCUAGGACCUUCACCCUGGACAAGAACCACAAUGCCAUGGCAGUGGGCGCUCCUGGGGACUCGGCCAUAGCUCCCCCACCCAGACCCCCCAAGCCAAGCCAGGCAGAAACACCUCGCUGGGGAAGCUCUCAGCAGAGACCCCCCAUCGGUGAGAACAGCAGAUCGGUCUCUGCCGCCACCAUCCCCAGGCGCAACACCCUCCCGGCCAUGGACAACAGCCGACUUCACCGAGCUUCUUCCUGCGAGUCCUAUGACCACCCUCAGCGAGGCGGAGAGAGUGCGGGCCGCUCUUCAGAGUCCAUGAGUGACGGAGUCGGUUCUUUCCUGCCGGGGAAAACACUCAUAGGCCGAUCAGACAGCACCAAUUCCGAAGACAACUACGUGCCCAUGAAUCCCGGCUCCUCCACUCUGCUGGCCUUGGAGCGAGCAGGUGACAACUCCCAGAGCGUCUACAUCCCCAUGAGCCCAGGACCCCAUCUCUUUGACCCCCUCAGCUACCCUGCAACAGCCCUUUCUAUGCAUCGAGGCUCCAGCCGGGGGAGUGAGAUCCAGCCACCCCCUGUCAACCGCAACCUCAAACCUGACCGCAAAGUGAAGCCAACCCCACUCGACCUGCGGAGCAACACAGUCAUCGAUGAGCUCCCCUUCAAGUCCCCUGUCACCAAGUCUUGGUCGAGGGCCAUCCACAGCUUCAGCUCCAGCUCCUCCCAGUACUGCCGCCCCACCUCCACCCAGAGCAUCACCAGCACGGACUCAGGAGACAGUGAGGAGAACUACGUCUCUAUGCAAUACCCAGUGUCUGCCUCGCCCAUUCCCAGCGGCACCAGCAGUCCAGCCCCGAAGAAGAGCACCGGCAGCGUCGACUACCUGGCCCUGGACUUCCAGCCAAGCUCUCCAAGCCCCCACCGCAAGCCGUCCACAUCGUCUGUCACUUCCGACGAGAAGGUGGACUACGUCCAAGUGGACAAGGAGAAGACCCAGGCCCUGCAGAGCACCAUGCAGGAGUGGACAGACGUGCGGCAGUCCUCGGAGCCUUCCAAGGGUGCCAAGCUGUGAUGGGGCUGCCAAGCCUGGAGAGGGGCCCAGGCACUGAAGCUGGCUCCUCCCCAUCUCCCCUCUCUCCUCUCCUGUUGCCCCUUCCAACCUCCCCUCUACUUGGCCACCCUUGGCUUCAAAGCACUGGGGUCAGGGACCCUGAGCCUUUCCUGGGAGGUAGGGCCUGACGGAGGCACCGCCUCCACCCCGCAGGCCCACCUCUGGUUUUUACCAGUGAUGGCCAUGCCUCCAUUCACCUUAGUUAGGGCGCUUGCCAAAAGCAUCCUUCAGCCACUUCCUGCCCUUGAGACCUGAGUACCUUCCAGAUGUGUGGAGGGAAGAGCCGGGGCCCGGAGCUGGACCCCACACCUCACCUCCUUCCCAGCCCCUGCCGCCGCCUCCGGGCUGCCUCCUCCAGUCCCGGAAAAGCCCAUCGUCUCACUGACCAGGACGACGAGGACCAGCAGACCAAAGGGGACCUGGACGUUAUCCCUUUCUGUCUCAGCAGGGGAGAGGCAAGGCCACCAAAAAGUGGAGGAGUUGGGAGGGAAGGUUAGAGGUGGUCUCUGGGCACAAAGGACUUAGAUCCCCAGCUGCACUGCCCCCUCCCCACUUUCAGCCAAGUGGCAGUGCACCUGUUGCAGGUGAAGGGGCAGAAGAAUGAGGACAAAAGGAAGGAAAAACUGAGGAUGAAGGGCAACAAGAACAAGGAAAGGGCCAUAGCCCAGGAGAUGGAGAGACAAGGACACAGCUUGAUCCUCAGGGGCCGGCCCUGGGAGCUUCCCCAGGACCUCCUCAAGUUCCUGCCACCUGAGGGUACCACGUGAGAGAGGGCUUGGGCGGGGCUGGAUGGUAUGGGGUAGGGGAGAGAGGGAGCCUGGGGGGCACUGGAGGUGAUGCAGGGCCUGAGGGACGACCCUGGGACAGCAGUGGGCUGGGCAGAAGGCAGUGCAUGGACACAGGGGGGACGGGCAGCAAGUUUCUGCAAGAUGAGCAGUGCAAGGGGUGCAGGUGACUGAUGGAUGAGAGGCAGGAGUGAAGGCCUUGUGGGGACAGCAUAGCAAAUAUACCGAAAGGGCCCAGUGGAAUGGCCGAGGCAGUGCUGUGGGGAUCGGGAUGGACAGAAAGUGAAGGAGAGAUGUCAUGUGAGGGGAGUGGUGUGCGUAGUGUCAGUUCCCAGCAGUCAUGGAUGAUGGGGAAAGCAGUGCAAAGGAGCGAGCAGGGCAGAGCCUGGAGGAUGACGCGGGAUUCGGGCCAGGGCCUGGUGCCAGCUGAGUGUUUCUCAGCUCCUCUCACACUAUGUUGAACCCUCACAGCCCAGGUGCCACGUUGGACUCUAACCUGGCUGCAGGGACAGGAGGGGGGCUUCACCUCAGCCACUUUCUCCUGAGCCAGGGCCAGGGGGGAUCUGAAUAUUACGUUUAAAGUUCUUGGCCAAAUUUUCUAGUUUCAGAGGGAACUGGGAAGACGAGAUGUUUGAUCCUGCCCUGGGAAGUAGACCAUCCCAACAAAGAUGACUUCCCACUAUACUGAAUGGAGGUGGCUACCGCUCUUUCAGUUUCUGUGAGUGUGUGUAUACACCCCUCACCAGCCCAGGGCCUGACCACUCCCUAAGAAGUCACAUCCUGGAGAAAUUACUUUCUCCACAGUAGCCCCUCCUCCCGUAUCAUCACCCAGCACAUGUAUUAAUGGCUGCUGGGACCAGGCUCUGGGACAGGCACUGAGGACACAAGGUAUUGGUAAUGGCCGUGAGAGACUGAAAAUGCUGCUGCCCCCUUCCUAGGACGAAACACAGCCAUCCCGAAGUGGCUGGAACAUGAGUGAGGAAGCGAGGCUGCUCCGGGAGGUGGGUGCCAGGGCAGGCGUGGGAAGGGGCUGAGAUCAGACAAGGUGGCUUCUAGGGAAAGGAGGUGCCCGAGAUGGGGCUCAGAAGAAGAUGGGUCAGAUUUUUAAGUGGAGGAAAAGGCUUGGCGAGCCUUGUGCUUUGGGAACAGAAGACCUUUGGGAGUACGGGUCCCUGGCUCCGUGUUCCCGCAGGGGAAAGGGCAGUGGUGGCCACGGCCUACCAUGAGCAGGUGUGCCGUUCCCUCUAUCCAGCCCUGACUGUGUCCCUAGGAGGGGAGCUUUUAAUGGCACCACCCCUGUGCCCAGCAGGCUACAGGUAGGCCCAGGUGUGGGUGCCCUAAUGUCAGUAUUUUCUGGAUGUGCCAUGAUGUGGACUGGCUGGCGUCUUCAGAGACUGUGUUCAGAUCUAAUCUGCAAGGAGCCCUCCCUUCAGUUCUUGGUUCCUGUAACUCCCAAACUCUCAGGGUAGAGAUGGAAGGAAGUACAAGGGAAGAGGACACUGGCUCACAAGCCCCACACUACCGGGUGUUUAGCACAUACCUGUCGGCUCAGUUUAAGAAACUGGUCCUUUGGCCUCUUGGGUCAAAGCUCCCCUUUCCUCUCCUGGUGGCCUGGCAGGACUAGGGUUGCUGUCUCAGCCCCUUUAACACAGGAUUCCUGCCUGGGGCGCCCUCCCCCACCUCCAGCUCCACCUCUGCCAGGUUACACACGGCAGAGCAGGAACUGAGACAAGAGGGAGAGGUUGCUACAGGGAGAUGUCGCUCCCUCUGACCUUGGUUUGCCCGUCUAUGAAAUGGGUGGUUAGAUUAGGUCUCUGAGGCCCCUGAUAGGGCGGAAGCUCAGCUGUUUUAAGGGAGAACUCCCUUCCCUGUGGCCUCUCUCAAGGGUCUGGAUCACUAGGGAUGGGCAACACCCAAACAUGAGCCAGUUAACCCAGUCUCUUCCCUGGUUGAGUUUGGUAACCUCUCCAUCUGAAACCACUCAAACUUGCCCCAUUCGUAGGACAGAAGCACAGCCAUUCUGCAGUGAUUGGAGCACAGGCUCCACCCCAGUCUGCCCUUUGCCCCCUACCUGCCAUGGGGUUAAGGCCUCAGCCCCCACGAGGCCAGGCCCCUCACCCCCACCCUGCCGCACCCUUUGACGAGCUCUGGAAGCAGAGCGCAGUGUGUCCUGCCUCUCUCUGGGCCUCCCUCUGCAGAGUGUGGGGGAUGAGCUGACCACAGGAGCUUAAAGCCCCGCCUACAGGCCGUCAUCCUGGGACCCCAAGCUCUUUGGGGCCAGGUCGGCCGCCUUGAGGGGGGUCCCACUGGAGAGUCAGGCCGUCACGUGCUAUACGGUGGGGGGUGUGUGUGUGUGUGUGUGUGUGUGUGUGUGUGUGUGUUGGUUACAUGUCUUGAAGUUUAGAAUCCUUCACACGGAAUUGUUGCUGUUUGUCAGGAACAGAGAUAGGCUAGGAGAAGCGCAGGCUUGGGUUCUUGCCCCGUUACCAUUUAAAAUUGACAUUUAAUUUUUCAAAUCACUGUUGGUGCCUAAUCACUUAAGUUAUUAAUUUAUUCUGUUUUCUUUUUUAAAAACAAAAAAAUUGUAACAUAUUUAUCCUGUGAGUAGGUCUGGGGUGGGGCGGGCAUGGGUUUGUGUGGGUCAUUUUUGCUGUGGUGACACAUGGUACAGGCCUGACACGUGCAGGUCGCUUUUUACUGUGGUGUUGGAGCAGGACAACAAUAAAGUCCAACGGAAGCAA
Molecule: messenger RNA, 5892 nt
Organism: Myotis daubentonii (Daubenton's bat)
Lineage: Eukaryota; Metazoa; Chordata; Mammalia; Chiroptera; Vespertilionidae
Gene: GAB2
Product: GRB2 associated binding protein 2
Biological process (GO): signal transduction
Cellular component (GO): cytoplasm
Molecular function (GO): transmembrane receptor protein tyrosine kinase adaptor activity
Source: RefSeq, a predicted model, not a curated record